AUGUCGGGCGGGUACAUUGCUGUGACGGUGGUCUUCUUCGUGCUGGCCCUCGGGGUAUGUCUGCUAACCUACCACUACUACACGAAGGUGUCAAUUAAGCGGAUACCGAUUGCCUGCGCGGUGUGGCACGUGAUCGCGUUGUACAUGUGCAUGCUACCCUUCCCACUGCUGGUUGUGGAUAUCGAUGCUUCGUUGGCAGCGCAGAGCGACACCAGCCAGAAGCAAGACUGGAUGCGACCCAUCUGGAUCACCAUCUUCGCUGUCACAUACUUCUGCGCGUGGGUGUCCCUGCCGUUGGCGCAGAUGUACACGGAGGUGGGCGAGUUCACCGUGAAGGGCCGGGUGCUGCACUCCAUCAAGCUGAACCUUAUCCUGUACGCUGUCAUCAUCGUCAUCGUGCUAGCGGCGCUCGGCUACUUUGUUGUAAUCACGAACUCGUACAGCUCCGUCGCGAAGGUCAUGAAGGUCGUCAUCUCGCUCGCCAACGCGUGGGGCCUGCUUAUUUUGACUCUGUUCAUGCCGGCUGGCCUGGUUGGUGUGCCGCGUAUGCUGUGGCGCUACGCCGACGCGAAGCGACUGCUGCGUAGCCAACUGUACGCGGCCACCGACAUUCAGGAGGACCUCGACCUGGCCGCGAUGGACUUGGCGUCCAUCAAGGCAGAGCUCAUCAGCAUCGACCCCCAAGUCUCGGAGGAGGACCGCCCUCACCUCGCCUUCAUGCUGGAGAUCAUCUCGGCCGCCGACCGGGAGAUUCCCAUGUACCACAUCGCAGCCCUGCGCGUCAAGACGGCGCCGUCCACGGAGCGCGACGAUGUGUCGCUCCUCCACCUCGAGACACUGAAUCAACGGCUCAAGAAAGCCAUCAAGAUUGCGAACCGGGCCAACUACCGCUGGAACUCGACGGUGCGCAAGUGCGACUCGCUUGAUCAGAUUGUGCGCGGUGUCAAGGGCACCAACAACCGCCUGAAGCGGAUGUGGUUCCCGAUUCGGCAGUACGUCUACUACACCGGGUGCUUUGUCUGCUCGGUGCUGACAAUUUUCAUCCUGUGGAGCGAGCUGACGAUGCCGCUGCGGGACUGGGCCGGAAAGCCGCUUGGCGUGAUCGAGCUCGUCAUGAAGAGCUCCAUUCACUUCAUCGGGUCUGUUGUGCUGCUCUUCUAUAUGGCGUACUGCGCCUACUGGGCGGCCUUUCAGUUUAAGGUGCACGACGUGUACGUGAUCUACCCCAGCAUUGCUGAUAACGCUUCGCUUUGCUUCAACGAGACCUUCCUGGUGCGCCUGUUGAUGCCGCUGUGCUUUAACUUCCUCCUCAUCUCCGGGCUGUCGUCCACCGCGAGCGAGACGCGCGUCGAUGUGGCCUAUGGCCAUGUGUACCGCAGCAAUAUGGACAUCGGACUCUUGUUCGGCUCCUACGUGAACAAGCUGCUGCCGCUCAUGAUUCCCUUCAUCGCCGCCAUCGUCUUCUUCCAGCUCACUCAGCAGGUGCUUUCCGUGGUUGGAAUCGAGGUGCAUAACCCGAACGACGUAGAGAACCCGGCGGUGCGCCAGCGCAUCAUGGAUGGGCGGAAGCUGGUCGAGGCAGAGCUGGGCUACCAGCUGACCUCACCAUUCCUUCAAGAAGAGGGCGUCACGGAGGCGAAGUCGCCAAGUCCGUCACCGAGAGCAAGACCGGGUCGCGAUGGCGUUGAGGAGUCGGAUAUAAAGCGUGGCCAGCGCUAUCGUGACUACCUCCAGAAGAAGCGCGGCAACGCCGCCAGCGGUGCUGAUGACGGGUCAGAGAUGACGAACUUCCAUAUUGCCGGGACUUCCAGAGAAGGGGAGCCCUAG
Messenger RNA from Leishmania mexicana MHOM/GT/2001/U1103, 1827 nucleotides. RefSeq lists its product as hypothetical. NCBI's taxonomy places the organism in Eukaryota, Euglenozoa, Kinetoplastea, Trypanosomatida, Trypanosomatidae. Gene Ontology annotation, cellular component: membrane. The record is from RefSeq and is a predicted model, not a curated record. Bases 1 to 1827 code for a protein of 608 amino acids. The transcript has a single exon.